UAUCGAUAGUCGCAUUUUAUCUAAUUGGAAACCCGGAAAAGAAUGACGUGGAUCGUUGCCGUAAAAGAUUAAUAUUGUUGGUUAGAAGUGUUGCAAGACGAAUGUACCUGAAUAAUGAAAUUUAUAAUUAGCGUACGUGUGUAAGUUUGUGUUUUGUACGUUGUAUUUAGCGGUUUUUGUUCGUGGUUUUAUAAUUAAGCAUUUAAGCAAAAAGAUGACAACAUACGAAGAAUUCAUCCAGCAGAAUGAAGACCGUGAUGGAGUACGUUUUACGUGGAAUGUUUGGCCAUCAAGUCGAAUAGAUGCGACGCGUUUAGUUGUACCACUUGGUUGUCUGUAUCAACCAUUGAAGGAAAGACCGGAUUUGCCUCCCAUUCAGUAUGACCCGGUCCCCUGCACUCGGAAUACGUGUAGGGCAAUUCUCAAUCCUUUGUGCCAGGUAGACUAUCGUGCCAAGCUCUGGGUCUGCAACUUUUGCUUACAAAGGAAUCCUUUUCCUCCACAAUAUGUUGCAAUAUCAGAACAACAUCAACCAGCUGAGCUGAUGCCAAUGCUUUCUACUAUUGAAUAUAUCAUCACUCGUGCACAGUGUUUACCACCCGUUUUCCUCUUAGUUGUCGACACAUGUAUUGAUGAUGAGGAAUUAGGUGCAUUGAAAGAUUCUCUUCAAAUGUCCCUCAGUCUGCUUCCUCCUAAUGCUCUGAUUGGACUUAUCACAUUUGGAAAAAUGGUACAGGUGCAUGAGUUGGGUUGCGAAGGAUGUUCAAAAAGCUAUGUUUUUAGGGGGACUAAAAAUUUAACAGCAAAACAGAUUCAAGAUAUGCUAGGAAUUGGGAAAUUCAGUGCACCCCAGCAACAGCAGCCUCGAGGUCCUGGAGGACAACCAUUACCACCAGCUAACAGAUUUCUGCAGCCAGUUAACAUAUGUGACAUGAACCUCACUGAUUUACUUGGGGAGCUGCAGCGUGACCCUUGGCCUGUAGCCCAGGGUAAACGUUCACUCCGGUCUACAGGUGUUGCUUUAUCCAUUGCUGUAGGUUUGCUGGAGUGCACUUACCCAAAUACAGGAGCAAGGAUCAUGUUGUUCGUGGGAGGGCCUGCCUCUCAAGGACCUGGCCAGGUGGUGAAUGAUGAUCUCCGCGAGCCAAUCAGGUCACAUCAUGACAUCCAUAAAGAUAAUGCAAAAUACAUGAAGAAAGCCAUCAAGCAUUAUGACGCUCUGGCUAUACGUGCAGCAGUGAAUGGUCAUGCAAUAGACAUAUAUUCUUGUGCUCUGGACCAGACUGGUCUCUUGGAAAUGAAACAGUGUUGUAAUUCGACAGGUGGCCACAUGGUGAUGGGUGAUUCCUUCAACUCAUCUCUAUUUAAGCAAACAUUUCAGAGAGUAUUUGCUAGAGACCAGAAAGGUGAUUUGAAAAUGGCUUUUAAUGGGACCUUGGAAGUGAAGACAUCAAGAGAGUUGAAAGUGUCAGGAGCUAUUGGUUCAUGUGUUUCUCUUAAUGUGAAAGGCCCAUGUGUAGCAGACACAGAAAUAGGCAUGGGAAGUACAUGCCAGUGGAAGUUUUGUACAUUCAAUCCAAAUACAACAUGUGCACUCUUCUUUGAAGUUGUGAACCAGCAUUCUGCACCAAUUCCUCAAGGAGGCAGGGGUUGUAUCCAGAUGAUCACACAGUAUCAGCAUUCCAGUGGACAGAGGCGCAUACGAGUCACAACUGUAGCUAGAAAUUGGGCAGAUGCUUCAGUGAACUUACAUCAAAUCGGUGCUGGAUUUGACCAGGAAGCUGCGGCAGUUCUUAUGGCCAGGAUGGUUGUGUACAGAGCAGAGAUAGACGAUGGACCAGAUGUAUUACGAUGGGUAGAUCGCAUGCUUAUCAGGCUUUGUCAGAAGUUUGGUGAAUAUGCAAAGGAUGAUUCAAACAGCUUCCAUCUGCCAGACAACUUCACUCUUUAUCCACAAUUUAUGUAUCACUUGCGGCGUUCACAGUUUCUCCAGGUUUUCAACAAUAGCCCAGAUGAAACAUCCUUCUACAGGCACAUGUUAAUGAGAGAGGAUCUGACACAGUCUCUCAUUAUGAUCCAACCAAUACUGUACAGUUACAACUUCAAUGGGCCACCUGAGCCUGUCCUUUUGGACACAAGCAGUAUACAGGCUGAUCGUAUUCUUCUUUUGGAUACAUUCUUUCAGAUACUCAUCUUCCAUGGAGAGACCAUUGCUCAGUGGCGAGCGUUACACUAUCAAGACCUCCCAGCUCAUGAGAAUUUCCGGCAGCUGCUGCAGGCACCAGUAGAUGAUGCUCAGGAUAUUCUGCAGACAAGAUUCCCAAUGCCUCGCUAUAUUGAUACAGAGCAAGGAGGCUCACAGGCCCGCUUCCUACUGUCAAAAGUCAAUCCUUCACAGACUCAUAACAACAUGUAUGCAUAUGGAGGGGCGAUGCCGGUUCCCAGUGCGGAAAGUGGAGCUCCUGUGUUAACAGAUGAUGUCAGCUUGCAGGUUUUUAUGGAACAUCUGAGGAAGCUAGCUGUCUCUUCAACUGCAUAGAUUUUAUGAACUUCAAUGUAAAUGGUGUAGUUCCCUGUGGUUAUCAGCCCAUAUGCCCUUGAUAUUUACUCUUAAUUUUGUGCAUUUAUUUUGUGUGUAACAGAUCUUCAACCAUCACACAGUUCACUGUUUCAUUUGGAAUGUAAUGUUAACUGCACUUUCAAUUUCUUUUUUAAAUGGAGCUGUAAUAAAUUCCCCCUUUAAUUAAUUAUUCUGUCAUCAUCUUUAAAUGUAUAAAGAAUCUGUUAUUGGAAUACAGUUACCAUAGUAAAGUUUAAUGUGGGUAGAAAAAUAAAAGCAUACAUGUAUAACAUAUGCUUAGCAUAUUGUGUGAUGGUGUUAAGCAGUACCUGCAGCUUCAUUGCAUUCAAUCACUAAUGGGAUGAAAACAUUUACUUCCUGAAUUGUGCAUGCUUGCUUAUACUUUUGCAAACUUUAAUUUUCAGUAAUUGGUGUAAUUAGUACUGUUAUACAAAUAUAUUAUAUAAAUAAAUGAAAUAUCUCCAUA
Messenger RNA from Cryptotermes secundus, 3047 nucleotides. RefSeq names its product protein transport protein Sec23A (gene Sec23). Lineage: Eukaryota; Metazoa; Arthropoda; Insecta; Blattodea; Kalotermitidae. Gene Ontology annotation, molecular function: zinc ion binding; GTPase activator activity. The transcript has 17 exons. Bases 215 to 2539 code for a protein of 774 amino acids. The record is from RefSeq and is a predicted model, not a curated record. Gene Ontology annotation, cellular component: endoplasmic reticulum exit site; COPII vesicle coat. Gene Ontology annotation, biological process: COPII-coated vesicle cargo loading; endoplasmic reticulum to Golgi vesicle-mediated transport; intracellular protein transport.